GUCACCAACUACAGGUAUGAAACAACAAGAAUAAGGCUGGAGCACUUAAGAGAGGCAAUGCCAUUAAAGCAAGCACAGAGAAAGAUUCAGGACCUCCUUUGCAACGGAGAGCCGAUAUGGAAGAUACGGUCGAAGGACACGAAAGCGAGGAUCCUCAUCGGUCACGGCCUCGACCACGACCUCGACUGCCUCAAAGUUGAAUACCCAGCAUUCCUUAUCAGGGACACAGCCAAGUACCCACCCUUGAUGAAAACAAGCAAGCUAAGCAACUCACUCAAAUACCUAACACAAGCUUAUCUAGGACAUGAGAUUCAAAAUGGCAUACAAGACCCCUAUGAUGAUUGUGUUGCUACGUUGAGGCUGUACACGCAGAUGCGGUCGCAAUAGCACCCGCGAGACUAUUUGGGUUCGGGCGAGGCCUCGAGCAGCAACAACUAUCCAUCGUGGAGGCAAAGGGAGUUUGAGAGGAUAAGCCCAUAA
This is a messenger RNA of Ananas comosus (pineapple), 480 nucleotides long. RefSeq names its product RNA exonuclease 4-like. NCBI's taxonomy places the organism in Eukaryota, Viridiplantae, Streptophyta, Magnoliopsida, Poales, Bromeliaceae. The annotation marks the transcript as partial. The record is from RefSeq and is a predicted model, not a curated record. The transcript is spliced from 4 exons. Gene Ontology annotation, cellular component: nucleus. Gene Ontology annotation, molecular function: nucleic acid binding; exonuclease activity.